Molecule: messenger RNA, 2557 nt
Organism: Humulus lupulus (European hop)
Lineage: Eukaryota; Viridiplantae; Streptophyta; Magnoliopsida; Rosales; Cannabaceae
Exons: 7
Coding region: 946-1548 (200 amino acids)
Source: RefSeq, a predicted model, not a curated record
UUUUGCUUAGAAAAGUGGCCCACAUCUUUCGUUUUCUUUAUUCUUUUCUAGAAAAAGAUAUAAAAAUCUGGUCUUUAUUUGGGCUCCACCAGUAGACUUGUCAUAGCGUUUUUCAAUCACUACCAUCAUCCAAUCCAAUCCAUAGAGCUUUGCUUUGAAUUUCAAAAUUGAAACUUUGAGUGAAAACUAUGAGCUUUCAAGGUGUUGCCCAAAUUUUCCAGCUCAACACCUCCGUUGCUGCUUUUCACCGUUUGGUGGCCGCCAAGGACACUCCUGAUCACCGCCGAAAGCUGCAUGAAAGCAGGCAACGUAUGCUGCAGAUAGUGAAAGACACUACUGCUCAGCUGAAAUCCUUAACCCAAUCUGAUGAGAUUCACCAUCACCAUGUAAAUCAAUCUUGGUUUGAUUUAAUUUUCUUUCAAGAAGAAGAUGAUGAACUAUGUAAAGUACUUACAUUGGAACACUUUUAGAACUGAAUUUUCUGUGGAUCCCUAGUCCUCCCACCAACCUUUCCUUCAGGAGCACCAAAGGAAGGAAGUAGUUUAUAUGUACGGUGAGAUUGCUUUAAAUGAAGCCCUUAUUGAGGAAAGGGAACAGGACAUGAAAGAAAUACAAUUCCAAAUCAAAGAAACAAAUGAGAUUUUCAAGGACCUUGCUGUUCUUGUCCAUGACCAAGGCAUAGUUUUUGAAGAAGUUAAUACAAACUUGGACUCUGCCUCUGUUGCCACUACUGAAGCUGAUUCUCAGCUGGCCAAGGCUUGGAUCGAGAAGGGCAAGUGUUUUACGUUUUGCCUCGUAUUAAAGAAUUGUAUUUGUUAAAAUUCAGAAAAGCAAAAGAAACGCCCUUAAUGGAAAAAGUUCAACAGUGUACUUCAAUUGUUUUCUAAUGUUUAUUUUUCUUGAUUCGUUUCACUGGCAUUUUUAUGUUCUGGACUUGAAGAAGUGAUGGAGUUUCUCGAACAGUCAUUUCCCGAUGUUGAAAUAGCUAUUGCACAUGGAAAGCAAUACUCAAAGCAGCUGGAGAAAACUAUGGAGAAAUUUGCACAAGGGAAUAUCAAAAUUCUCAUUUGCAACAGUAAAGUAGAAAGCGGUCUUGAUAUCCAAAAUGCCAACACCAUCAUAGUUCAGGAUGUUCAACAAUUUGGCCUAGCACAGUUGGACCAGAUGAAUCGCUUUGACUAUAGGGGAGGUGACAACCACACGAAUUCCGAUACGUCCACCCCGCAGUCGAUCGAGAUCCCUCAAAGCAGCGACUCCUCAUCAAAGUCUCCCACCAAUCGCACUCCUGAGGAUCGCCUCCGCCGCUUUAAGCAGAUCCUUCCCCGUUCAGCUUUGUACCUUCUUCACGAAGAGCAGUUCCUUCAUCAAGCUGAACAGUCGAUAAUGAGGGUGAAGAAGUCCAAUAGACUCCCACAGGACCAGGAUCCUCAAGUUGCCCGCAGAGCGGUGCAAAAAGUGGUGGAACGUAGUGAGGUCCACGCUGCAGCUUCUUCGAGACCACCUCGCCAGAUGCCAAAAUCAAGUAAGACUUGGAGAAAAACCACCUAGAAUUUCACUACCGAGGUCCAGCACAUGGCCGUCCAAAAACCAAGGAAGGAAGGAGAAGAAACACCUUCCUGGUUUACCGCCAAGCCAACAAAACUCAACCCCGGGAUGUUCGACAAACACAUCCAAGCCUUAGGUUUGAGAGGGGUGAAUGUGAUAUGUCCACACCCUCACCAGAGAGCUAACAGGCCCGACGGACCAUACUGUGCCUGGUCCAGGCACCAUAUAUUCGCAGGAGCGACCAUCCCGCUACACCCUUUCUUCCGGUCAGUAGCGGAUUAUUUCAACGUCUCUCCCUUCCAAAUCGCUCCGAACGGGAUUCAGGCGUUGUCUGCGCUAUACAUUCUCUACUACAUGCAAGGCUGGGAUGAGCGUACUCCUCACGAGAUACAUUACUUGUUCGACUUCAGGACCAACCCAAGCCAUAAGAACACAGGUUUUUUCCACCUCUUUCACAGGCAAAAGGGGGUUAAAUACCUUUGUGGCAUCGCCCACAAGUCGAACCCUGGAAAAUACUAUACAGAGUAUUUUCUCACUUCAGACAUCAGAGCCAACAACUUGGCUUUUACACAUGCGGGCCCAUUCGAGCAAUCCUUGCCCACUCAAGAGAUGUUCAAGCGAGCAGAGGAGUUGGCUAACAUGUGUAUCGAGGAGAAGGACGUGAGAAAUUUGGUUACUGUGGACAACCUUCAGAUGGUGGGCCUGCUACCAUGUAACCAAAACAUCACAGUGGAGAGUACCACUGAGGAAAACAACACAACUGAUCAGUCCAACGCCGGUACUGAGGUGGUGACUGACCAGUUUUCCCCUGGACCAUCUCCUCACUCCCAUAGACCAGGCGAUCUCGUCAUUAGGGAGCCUCAACCAGAGGAUCAGCGCAGACCUGCUAUUCCCACCCAGUCCGGAAAGGGAAAAGCCAUCUAGCCUGCGAGGGACUUGAGCUCAUCAUCCAACGACGAGGACGACUUCCUCGAUCAGAUCCUCAACUCAGGUCUAGUAGUCAUAGUAAUAU